CUUGACCCUAGCCCUUUCUGACUGGAAUUAGAACCCAUGUAGAGUCUGGAUUGACACAGGAACCGCAUCGAAUUUUCCUAAGAGUGGAUCAGCAAACAUUCGUUUCCUGGUGGAAAUCAUCAUCUACCGGUGCAACUUUAUUUAACAGCCCAUAAAGGGCCGUCUUGGUGAGUUGACAUGACACGACUUCAACCCAAAAUGGUCCAUCAUCCAAUUUUCUAUAUGUAUGACUCAUCAACCGAACGUUGUCCUAAAAGAUCGCAUUAACCAUGUCAUUACCUCGUCACAUGGGUGUUCUUUCUUGUUAUAUCUGUCGUGACCCUAGGGCAAUGUUCCUGCAUCGUUCGCUUCUUCUUCCUAUAUCCUUGAUCAUCAUCUCGAGAUCCUAGUCGUCCAAUCAUGUCCAUGCAUCAACAGAGAUGUAGCCUCAUUGUGAGGAUCUCCCGAUUUGUCCCUGAAGCUGGCUUUAUCCAUUCAUGAUGUUCACCCUAUAAAAGGGGAAAUUUUGCAGCUUCCUUCAAUUGACCUGACAGAUAUCCCGUCACUUUCAUUUGUUUUUACUCCUUUUUUUUCUCCUGUUCUGGGGAGGUGUUUAAAACUUACAAGUUAAGAGAAGGGCUUAGCUUAACGUGCAUGCUCCCGGGUCGACGAGUUCUUAGUUCUAGGUCCAUCCUGUAUGCUCCAGGUGCAUUUCAUGUAGAAAGUACAAAAAUUUUGAUACAAGAGAUAAGUGAAUCCGGUUGUUAACUAUGGAGAUGCAUUUAUAUGGACCAAUAAAUUAAUCAACAAGAACAAUUGUAAAAUUCAUUUGUAAUUAAUACUUAAAUCAAACUUGAAAGCCAACUUAUGUGAGAAUAUCAACAAUUGAUUCAUAUUCUGAGGGGGAAAAACGAAUAAUAAUACGUUUGAUAUUGUUAUAUAUUGUUUUUUUUUUUUAUUUGGCAUAUGAAACAGAAUUUAUUUAUGAAAAUUAAGAAAGCAAAUUUUCCAAGGGUUAAGUAAUACGGACGUAUUGGAGCUUGGGUGCUGCUAACGACGUCAUCACGAUGUUAAACGUUUCGAUGUUUUAAAAAUAUAUUAAAUAUUGUCGAUCAUCUCUUAGAUUAAUUUAUAUAUUAUUAAAAUUGACAUUCAAAAAAAAUUUUAAACACCUAAUAUUACCUUUAGCUAAAUAUGCAUCAGGACAGAAGAUUUAAAAAUAAAUUAAAAUUCCAAAAAAAAAAAAAACCAAUGGGACCCGACAUGCUGGCUCCGUAACAGUCAACUCAACCAAACCAUGUUCCUGCCCUCUCCAUAUGACGCCAGCCCAUCAAAGAACUCGAUCACAUAUGCCCAAAAAUCAACUGUGAACACCCCCCCCUCCCCCCCGCUCUGAUUCUGCCUCAGAGCUAAAACUUGGCUUUUGUGCAUCUUAAUUUUCUCCCAGAAAGAUGGAGCUGAGCCGUAGGCAACGCUCCACCAGAAGCAUAUCGUUAGAAAAAGCAGUUGUUGCAGUUAGAGCAGAGAGGGUCAUCUCUAAAACCGCCUUGGCAUGGGCUCUCACUCAUGUUGUUCGUCCAGGCGAUUGCGUUACCUUGCUUGCUAUCUUUCCUGGUGAAAAAAAAGGUAGCAGAUUUUGGAAUUUUCCGAUGCUGACUGGAGAUUGCGGGAGUAAUAUUCGGGAGGCGUUACCGGAACGGAUUUGUCAGAUCUCUGAGUCGUGUUCUCAAAUGGUACUUCAGUUCCACAACCAAAUCGAGGUUACUGUGAGGAUUAAGGUGGUGUCAGGUACAACUGGCAGCUCAGUGGCGGCUGAAGCAAAGAACAAUGGAGCCAACUGGGUCAUACUGGACAAAAAACUAAAGCAGGAGCUGAAACAUUGCAUGGAUGAACUUCACUGCAACAUUGUAGUGAUGAAAGGUUCACAAGCAAAAGUUCUCAGGCUUAAUUUACAAUGCAUAAAUGAACUUCGAACUCCCUAUUUCUCUGCUGCUGCUUCACCAGUAAUGGAUGCUGGAGACUACCUAGGACAUAGGCUGAAGCAUUCUACUCCUGUCAGCAGCCCGGAAGAGCCAAGUAUUUCUUAUUCAAGAACAAGCCAAGCAGGGUUGCUGCCAAGUUCCAAUUCAGCGACAUCUCUUUUCCUGGUCUAUCAGCAAAAUCCUCUUUUCGAAGGGUUGAACAUAGGAAAUUACACUUUCUUAGAUAAUCAGGACAACUUGGAUAACCAACUUACUGUUCUUGAUUCACGUGCAGAAAAGCUUAUAAAUCUAUCAGCAAAGCCAACAUCUUCUAUAGAAAGUAAUGACAAGAGUGUAUUCUGGAUUCCCGAAAACCACAUUGAUGAAAAACCUUAUAAAACCCAUAGCAAUAGAAAAAAAGUCAUCCCUCCUACUUCCAAAACCCUGCUUGACAAGUUUGUCCAAUAUGAUGAAGAUACAAAGGCAGGUAGACUUGUCAAUCAAAGCCAUGGCAAAGACUACAUGGUUAGCUCAAGCAUUAGGGAUGCAGUUGCUUUAGGUAGAACAUCCUCAGUACCUCCUCCCUUGUGCUCAGUAUGUCAACACAAGGCACCAGUCUUUGGCAAACCCCCAAGACGUUUUUCUUAUGAGGAGCUAGAGGAAGCUACAGAUGGAUUUUCAGAACUGAAUUUGUUGGCAGAAGGUGGUUUUGGUGUGGUUUACCGAGGGAUUUUGAGAGAUGGUCAGGUAGUAGCGGCGAAGCUGUUAAAGUUUGUGGGUUGUCAAGCAGAUAUUGAUUUCUGCAGGGAGGUACAGGUUUUGAGCUGUGCCCAACAUAGGAAUGUUGUGUUGCUAAUUGGGUAUUGUAUUGAUGGCAACAAGAGAGUCUUGGUUUAUGAGUACAUAUGCAACGGAUCCUUGGAUUUCCAUCUAUAUGGAAGUGACAGAGCCUCCCUAGAUUGGCAAUCAAGGCUAAGAAUAGCAAUUGGAACAGCUCGAGGCUUGAGAUAUCUUCAUGAAGAUUGUAGAGUUGGUUGUAUAGUACAUAGAGAUAUGAGGCCCAAAAAUAUUCUCCUGACUCAUGAUUUUGAGCCUCAGGUAACUGAUUUUGGACUCGCUAGAUGGCAUUCUGAUCAAUGGAUUGUUGGAAGCAAGGAGCGAGCCAUUGGAACUUCAUGGUCUCUUGCACCAGAGUAUUUGGAUGGUGGAAGGAUUACAGAGAAAGUUGAUGUAUAUGCAUUCGGAGUGGUGCUGUUAGAGUUAAUGACAGGUCAAAGAAUCAGUGACUUGCAAUUUUACAAGGGACAGAAUUUCUUAUCUGAUUGGUUCCACCCUCUAGCUGCAUUAGACUCAAACCAAAUAAUGACAAAUAUUUACCAGUUACUUGAUCCAUGUUUGGCCUCCAGGAAAGUCCAGGACUUUACCCAUCAACUACAGGCCAUGGUUCGUGCUGCUUUAUUGUGCAUAAGUCAUGAUCCGGAAUCAAGACCUCCAAUGUCAAAGGUCCUUAGAAUGCUUGAAGGAGGAGAUAUGAGCAUUCCUCUGAGUUUAGACCUGAACUCAAUUGGCAAUAGAAGCGGCCAUUUGCGUGGAUUGAAAACUUGGACACAACCUGAAUCUAGGAGACGCCACUCUCGAAGGCUUUCACACUGAAAUGAUUCGACAGACGAGUGAAC
This is a messenger RNA of Durio zibethinus, 3616 nucleotides long. RefSeq names its product inactive protein kinase SELMODRAFT_444075-like. Gene Ontology annotation, biological process: protein phosphorylation. NCBI's taxonomy places the organism in Eukaryota, Viridiplantae, Streptophyta, Magnoliopsida, Malvales, Malvaceae. Gene Ontology annotation, molecular function: protein kinase activity; ATP binding. The record is from RefSeq and is a predicted model, not a curated record.